GUUCUCUGGGAACGUUGGGAACAUUCACUCAGCUCUGUGGAGAUCAAAGCAGCGAAUGAAGCUCAUCUCACCUGGCUGUGCAUGGAUGGAUACCCGAAGCGGUCAGGAUUCCCAUCUGAUUUUCCCAUUUGAUCCCAUUUUCCGAAAAGAAGUUUGAGGAAGGGUCAAAGAGAACCUGGGAGUUCAGGGGGUUUUAACUGCAGGAGAGACGGACAGGUUUGGUGUGUGUGUGUGUGUGUGAACGAGGGAAUGUGCCAGAGCAAGAGAGAGAGAAAGAGACUUAAUAGACAAAGAACAUAAGUGAGAGCUAAAGUAGUUCUACGUAGUCCAUUUUUAAGGCUGGCUGGGCAUUGAACAAGAACAAUACAUACAAUAAGGAAAAUAGUCUAUCAGCUGCAACAGGAGUCAUAGAUUUAUAACUUAGUACGUUUUCACUUUCAGGCUGUUUCUUAGUGUUUGUCAGUCUAGUUGUCACUGUGUGUGCUCAGAUCCAUUGUAGUGAGCACUGUGGUGUCAUUGGAGGGUUUUGUUGUAUUCUGAGCACACGGUUGGCCAGUUCAAAUGAUUGACAGGGCUAAAGAAGAAGAGUUGUUUCAGGAAGCGGGAGUGAGGCUUAUACAGGAGGACAUGAGGAGAUAAGAUGGAUCCUGCCCUAGCAGUACACUUUGGACCUAAGUCAGACUUUGAUGAACUCAACCUGUACUGGUCCCUGUGGACUUUCUGUGAGGAGGACAAUUUCUACCACCGCCAUCUUUGAACUUUUGCACCAGGAAGUAUAACACUGCCAGGGGAGAGGGUUAUCUCGACCUCAACACCUCAAACCUUAAUCCACAUUUUUUUAAAGUAUUGACGCUUGGUUACCACGUUUCACUGGUUUCCAUGGUGACCCUGUCAGCACGGUGACCUGUCAGCAUCAUCACGGUGGUAGCCAACAGCCAUGCAGUACCUGGGUGGUAAACUGUCCUCCGCCCAGGUCCAUGUCUCUGGCUGGGUGGGCAGCGUGCGUCGUUCCCUACAGGGGGCACUGAACUUAGUCUGGGGAGAUGAGGAGGAGGUGGUGGUGGUAAAAGAAGAAGAGGAGGAGAAGGAAGAGGAGGAUGAGGGAGAAGGUGGGGGAGGGGGCAGGAGGUUCGACAGGGCUGUGUCCCCUCUGCGUAGCUUUGCCUCCCGGAGCCGGCAAUCCCUGAGGUUGUUCUCUGUCCGAAGUCGCCAGCGGAUGACGCUGCGUAGACGGGCAGCAGACACCAGCGCUGAGCAGUUGAAGUGCUGUGUGGGGGCGGGAGAGGGACAUGACACAGAGGCUCUGAUUGGUGGAGAGCCAGACAAGCAGUAUGGGGGAUGUGACACUAGACUGUCUGAGGAUGACAGUCUGCAGACGACAGUGGAACAGGUCUCCCCUGUCACACCAGAUGAGCCUAACAGUACAUCUCCACUAGAAGAAACAGAGGAGCCAUUAGCCUUUCCUGAUAUUUCUCCUCCUCUAUUGGACACCAGUGCUCAGCGUGCAAGGGCAAAGCUGAGGAAGAGUCGGAGGACCCGCCCCCCUCGAGCUGUCCAUCAGAACUCUACCACAGCAACGCUUGAGGAAAACCGCGUCCACGACUGGAGGUUCUGUGACUCCUCAGAUAAGGUGGACUCUCUAACAAGGGGAGAUUGUGAGUCUGAUGAGGAGCAGCCCCGAGGGAGGGAGGUAUGUUCACCACCUUCCCAGCCCCAGAGAAUACCCCUCUUUUCUGGAAUGGACCCGUCCGCCCUCAAGGCCCAGUUAAAGAAGCGAACAGGGGGAGGAGUUAAAGGAGCAGAUACAGACAGUCAGACAGACAGUCUUGCUCCGUCCCCCUCUCAUCUCUCCCGCUCUCCCGGAUGUUCCUCCUUCCUACCCGGGGCAUCACAGAUGCUACCCCCUGUAGGGAACAAAGAUGGAGGAGGGAAAAUGUCGGAGCAGCAGGGUGCACCGGAGCAGCUAGCAGCUGGAAAGAGCCAAGGAGGGGCAGGAGCCACCUACAAGGUGGUGGUGUUUGAGUUUGAGAACUUCUGUGGGAAGAAAAUGGAGCUGUCUGCAGAGUGUAAGAAUGUGAUCGAAAAGGGAUGUGAGAAGGUGGGAUCUAUCAUCGUGGAAUCAGGACCCUGGGUGGCAUUUGAGCGCCAGGCAUUUGGCGGGGAGCAGUUUGUGCUGGAGAAGGGCGAGUAUCCUCGUUGGAGCACCUGGACCAACAGCCAGACUAAUAACUACCUGCUGUCCCUCAGGCCACUCAAAGUGGACAGUGCGGAUCACAAACUCCACCUGUUCGAGAACCCAGGCUUAGCCGGGAGGAAGAUGGAGAUUGUGGAUGACGACGUCCCCAGCCUGUGGGUCCAUGGCUUUCAGGACCGCGUGGCCAGCAUCAAGGCUACGAAUGGAGCGUGGGUGGGCUACAUGUUCCCAGGCUACAGGGGCCGCCAGUACAUCUUUGAGCAUGGAGACUACAAGCACUGGAAUGACUGGGGAGCAUCGACACCUCAGAUCCAGUCUGUCCGACGCGUUCGUGACAUGCAGUGGCACAAGAGAGGCUGCUUCAUUGCCCCCACCCCCACUCCCGCCCCCAACCCCACACCCCCAGCACCUGCCCCCCCUACCGCCGCUGGCACCAGCUGAAAGAGAGUGGCUGUGGCCCCAGGCCCCCUAAGAAGCCAAAUCCGGGCCUCCCAUCCAUCCAGGGCUCCACCGAGCCUCACCUCCUCAUCACAGAGGGCCAGCAAGAAACGACGAACUCGGAAGUGAAGUAACCAUCACUGACUUACCUAUGUGUCUGGGAUGGAAAUAAUAAAGGCUUUGAACCCGAUUUGG
This is a messenger RNA of Salvelinus namaycush (lake trout), 2827 nucleotides long. Its product is annotated as beta-crystallin B3-like. The transcript has 11 exons. The record is from RefSeq and is a predicted model, not a curated record. Bases 938 to 2635 code for a protein of 565 amino acids. Gene Ontology annotation, biological process: visual perception; lens development in camera-type eye. Gene Ontology annotation, molecular function: structural constituent of eye lens. NCBI's taxonomy places the organism in Eukaryota, Metazoa, Chordata, Actinopteri, Salmoniformes, Salmonidae.